Molecule: messenger RNA, 1317 nt
Organism: Haliotis rubra (blacklip abalone)
Lineage: Eukaryota; Metazoa; Mollusca; Gastropoda; Lepetellida; Haliotidae
Exons: 6
Coding region: 243-1250 (335 amino acids)
Source: RefSeq, a predicted model, not a curated record
GUGUGAAGGCCACUAUGUUCAACAGUAUAUACUGGUAGUUUGUCCUUAGUAUACUUGGCUUUUAUUUAUGUGUCAGCAUCAGAUAAGGAUUGAAGAAGUUUCGCCUAUGUGUGCAAGAUCAGUUCUACCACAUCAACCCCCUGCACAUAAUCAUGUAGCGACGUCCUUCCAUCGGGACAUCUUCAUCCUCCGCCUUACAACUCAUGAUCUGCCCUUCACUCUACCCACGUAAUUAAAGCGUGAUGAGUGAUGGAAGCAAUCACAAUGAUGACGAGGCAGGGCGAGAGGAAGACAGGCUUCAUUUUCCAACACCAGAGUCUGGAGAUACCCGACCAACGGAUGAUCAUUUCAGAUCACUUGUUGAUCAAGAAACCUACUUGAACCUUACAGGCGAAACACAACCGCACAACUCACCUCCUGGGUUAUUCUACUCUAUUCGCUUGCCACCCUCACAGACAGCCAACAGUGGCUAUCAUUCAAUAAGGCCUCCAAACAACGCAAUUCACUUCAGGAAUUACAGGCCACACCAUUACAGUGAUGAUCCUAAUGCAGGUGGUGGUGCUGCAGCUGCUGCUGAUGAUGAUGACUUUGGACACAGUGACCUGUCAGAGUCACAACUGGGCAGCUACGAUGUGGGUAUGCUUAAUCUCGGGGAGGUGAGCCUUGGACAUGGAAACCUAUUGGACAUACCUGUUGAAUCAUCUCUACAUGAGAAUGUUCUCCAUUCAGGGGUGAAUGAUGAGCUGUAUGCCAUCGGACCUGCAUCACUACCAUUAGGAGAUGACAGCGGUGAACGGGACCAGACAUGUAGAAAGUCUAUAUGCAGUGUUGUGUCUGAAGGACAGGAGGUAGUGGAUGAAGAGUGUCAUAUCGAGCAGAUGUCGUUGGUUAGUGUGAAUCCACCUGCAGUUGAAUCAACUGUUUCUCAAAGAGGUGGAGAGCAGAAUGUAGUCAUUUUUGAAAAUGUAACUGAAAUGGUUCCUAGACAAGCUGCAUCAACAUCAGGCUAUCAAACAGGCACAGAUGCAGAACAAGGGAGAGUACAACCUGUCGACAACUUGCAGACAUUGGUAAAGGGUGACAACCAGGAACCCACCCAGCACCCUGAGCAGCACCUUCAGUCAGGCCCAGUAGGCGAUCUGCAGGUUCACCCCCCACUCUCUCCAGUCUCAGGGCUUCUAUCCCAAAUGGCACUCCAAGAGGGCCAGCCUGGAGAGGAAAUGGAUGAGGACAGUGAUGUCAACAACUGAUAGUUGCUGCCUUUGUUGCAGUAACCAACAGCAUCUUGGGACAUUCCUCCGUAACCUGUCCUAUGGA